CAGUAGAAACAUAUAUGGCUGAUGAUGAUGAUGAUGAUGAAGACUGAUUUUAUAAUUUGUUGAGCGUUGAGCUCAGCCACUGAAGUUAUCCAGUCAAAAUACUCGGAGGAUAUUACAGAACUAUUAUUGAACCAAAUAAACUUGCCCUUUAUAGCGUUCUAGUGGUACUGCCACGGGGGAUUCACAAGCACAUUAUUCUUGAUCGCACGCUUUUGUUAAUUUUAAGCACUUUUUAAAGUAGCGAGUUGCCAUUUUUAAGAAAAUAAGGUGGCAACUCUUAUCUAAUUUGGGUUUUUGAUUUUACAAAUUACAAAUCAUUUUGAAUUUACAAAAGCGUAAUUUCAAUUGUUUUUAUAUUCACUUUUAAUAUUAAGCCAUGUUUUACAUAACAUAAUUAUUAAUUUACAAUAAACCAAAAAGUUCACUAAAAUCACCUAUUAAUCUAAAAACUGAUACAUAGAUAAAGCAGUUUAACUGAUAUGUAUUCCAAAUACCAAUUACCAAGUAUGUAGUUAUCAUCAGUUAUGUAAGGCAUAAAUAUAAUAACUGAGAUGUAAGGUUAGGUUGUAUUUUUUUAAGCAAUCGUAACUUUAUUGUAAAUAAGAAAUAUUGUAAUUUAAUGAUCACUGUUGAUCAUAAUUGGCUUGAUUUAAUUUAUCUCACUCUCAUUCGAAUAUACGCAAAUAAAUUUUUUCUUUUUCUUACAAUAUUUUAUUAUCAUUAUUUUUAAAAAUUAUAUUUAAUAAUACUCCACAUAGCUAUGGCUAAAUGUACAUUUGAACAUGUGCUUAAAAUAUUUCAUAGCAGCAUCACACCGGUUCUACCCGAAAACUUCAUUAGGAAAGCUAUAAAUUACAAUUUAGCCACAGAACAACUUAAAAUUUUUAGCUACAACUAUCCGUUGAAAAAUAAAAAUUUGUAUGUAGUGGGAGCUGGAAAAGCUGUAAAAAAUAUGGCUUUAGAAGUGGAAAAAAUAUUUGGGACUAAAAUAAAAAGUGGUAUUAUCAGCAUACCAGUUGGCAGUAAAAAUAUUGAUACUAGUAAAACACUUCUAACAUAUUUGGAGGGUGCUAAAAAUAAUUUACCAGACAAAGAAGCAGAAUAUGCAAGCAUACAAAUAAAAACUCUGGUCACAAGUCUCACCGAAAAUGAUUUCCUCUUAGUAUUAAUAUCUGGUGGCGGAUCAGCUCUGCUCCCAUUGCCUAAGAAACCAAUUACUUUAGAAGAGAAAACCAAAUUAACAAAAAAGUUAGCUUAUGCAGGUGCGGAUAUUAAAGAAUUAAAUACUGUCAGAAAAAGGAUAUCAGAUAUGAAAGGGGGGCAGUUAGCGAGACAAGCUCAACCAGCUCAAGUUGCAACUUUAAUAUUAUCAGAUAUUGUAAAUGAUCCCCUAGAUCUUAUUGCAAGUGGGCCUACUGUGGAAAAUGAGGACCCAAUAACAGCAGCUCUGGAUGUCAUACAUAAAUAUAAUUUAUAUGACGAACUUCCUGUCUCUAUUAGACAGGUUUUAGAAACAGAUGAAGAUAGUCCUACUUUUCCACAUAAUAAAGUACACAAUUAUAUUAUUGGUUCAAACAAAUUAAGUAUAGAAUCAGCAAAAUUACAAGCAAAGAAUUUAGGCUAUAUUAGCUUAGAACUUUCACAUACAAUAACAGGGAAUGUAAAACAUGUGGCUAAGGAAUAUCUUAAUAUGACUACACUGUUCUGUGAUUUUAUGAAUAAGAAAAUAGAUUUCCAAUCUCUGAAGACUGGACUUGACACAAUCAAUUUACCUGUGACAUAUGAUAAUGCAGUUCAGCUAGAUGCCCUUAAUUUUAAUGAAGGCAUCUGCCUCAUACUUGGUGGGGAAACAACUGUGGAAGUUCACGGAUCAGGUAUAGGUGGAAGAAAUCAACAAUUGGCUUUGGAAUUUUCAUUAUUAUUACACAACAAUAAGUGUAACCUAGACGCUGAUGUAUUUUUCUUAAGUGCCGGCACAGAUGGUAUUGAUGGGCCCACAGAUGCUGCAGGGGCAAUAGCAUAUAUUAAUUUAGUCACAGAUGCUAAACAACAAAAUCUAGAUGUUGGUACCUACUUAAAAAACAAUGACUCUUAUACAUUUUAUAAACAAUUCAAAAAUAGAGAAUUACAUGUUAUCACAGGGCACACAAACACAAAUGUUAUGGAUAUCCAUUUAAUUCUUAUAAAAAAGCAAUAAUUUGUAUAUAUCAUAUAUAUUUAUAUUUGUU
Zerene cesonia (dogface butterfly) is the source of this 2228-nucleotide messenger RNA. RefSeq names its product glycerate kinase. Gene Ontology annotation, biological process: protein phosphorylation. The coding region runs from base 761 to 2197 and encodes 478 amino acids. Gene Ontology annotation, molecular function: glycerate kinase activity. NCBI's taxonomy places the organism in Eukaryota, Metazoa, Arthropoda, Insecta, Lepidoptera, Pieridae. The record is from RefSeq and is a predicted model, not a curated record. The transcript has a single exon. Gene Ontology annotation, cellular component: cytoplasm.